AAGGAAAUGUACAGUUCGUGAUAAUUCACACGGCUCGUCGGUAUGAAUUAGCUCCACAAUAGCGGAAUCCCCGCAGCGGAUAUUGCGGGGAUCUCGCAUUCGUAGUGACCCGGUGAUGCAAGACAAAACAUGUCGCGACUCCUUUGAUUCCGAUCCUCGUAUUCUUUCCAAUCCACAUCAGCAACAAUGGCCGCCAUUCGCAUAGCACCAUCUAGAGCAGUGAGAGCACUCAACCUCUUGCGUGCCGUCGGCACACACGGUCCAGGAUGCCCAUGCCACAGCAACCCAGGUCAUCACCACAAUCCUCUGAGCAUUUCCCAGGGACGACGUGCACUUGCCACGCCAAUCGAUUACUCGCAACAGAAAGAAUACGCCUUCGAGAUGGCAGCCUCAAGUAUCCGAUUCGGACCUGGUUGCACAAAGGAGGUCGGCAUGGACUUCAAGAACAUGGGAGCCAAGAAGGUCAUGAUUGUGACUGAUGGCACUGUCUUACAUUUGACUGCAAUGAAGCAAGUUCAGGAGGGCCUCGACAGGGAGGGCAUCAAAUAUGAGAUAUACAGCAAGUGUCGAGUCGAGCCAAAGGAUCACUCGAUCAAGGAAGCAAUCGCAUUUGCCAAACCUUACGCUCCAGACGCUUUCCUCGCAGUUGGUGGUGGCUCAGUCAUCGACACAGCAAAGCUCAUGAACCUCUACACAUCCUUCCCCGAGGCCGACUUCCUGGACUUUGUGAACGCUCCUCUCGGAAAGGGUCUGCCAAUCCAGGGCAAGUUGAAGCCUUUGGUUGCAGUUCCCACAACAGCAGGAACAGGAUCCGAGACAACAGGCACAGCCAUCUUCGAUCUUGUUUCCAAGAAGGCAAAGACGGGUAUCGCACAUCGCAACCUGAAGCCGACACUCGGCAUAUGCGAUCCUCUCAACACACGUACCAUGCCUUCUGCUGUACAUGCUUCAAGUGGACUCGAUGUGCUUUGUCACUCUCUGGAAUCUUGGACCGCUAUUCCGUACCAUGAGCGUGUACCUAGACCUCGCAACCCCAUCGAGCGACCAGCAUACCAGGGUGCGAACCCGAUUUCAGAUAUCUUCAGUCUACAGGCGUUGAGAGACACUGUCAAGUAUUUGCCCAGAGCAGUCAAAGAUCCCGAUGACCAUGAAGCACAGAGCAAGAUGUUGUUGGCAGCAACUCUGGCAGGUGUUGGUUUCGGAAACGCAGGUGUCCACUUGUGCCAUGGUAUGAGUUAUCCUGUGAGUGGUCAAAACCCGGGCUACAAGCACAACGGGUACGCUGUCGACCACCCGAUCAUCCCUCAUGGUGUCAGUGUCGCUGUCACCGCACCUGCCGUAUUCAAGUUCACUGGAGCGAGCAACCCGGAAAGACAUCUUGCAGCAGCAGAGUGUUUCGGUGUGGAUAUCAGUCAGGUCAAGAAGGAAAGUGCUGGAGAAGUAUUGAGCGAGGCACUUUCCAAGUUCUUGGUGGAUCUAGGUGACCAGCCGCGAGGACUGAAGGAUCUAGGCUUUGGCCUUGGUGAUGUGGAUCAGCUGGUGGAAGGAACCAUGCCGCAAGCAAGAGUACUCAUGUUGGCACCUAGCCUUGACAUGCAGAACGUGGACGAGGAGAGGGCACAACUCAGACAGCUCUUUGAAGAUGCAAUGGAGUACUAAGUUGGAAGCAGAGGAAAGCUGAGAGAGCCAUGGAAGAGGAGGCUGGGCCGCUUGACAUGAAGCUUGGACGAUGAUGGCGGCGCUGUGAUGUUUAAGCCACGAUAUUGGGCAGAUGAACGAGAUAGCUGUAUGCAGGAGAGCUAAG
Aureobasidium subglaciale EXF-2481 is the source of this 1804-nucleotide messenger RNA. RefSeq lists its product as uncharacterized. The transcript has 2 exons. Gene Ontology annotation, molecular function: metal ion binding; alcohol dehydrogenase (NAD+) activity. Bases 187 to 1659 code for a protein of 490 amino acids. The record is from RefSeq and is a predicted model, not a curated record. NCBI's taxonomy places the organism in Eukaryota, Fungi, Ascomycota, Dothideomycetes, Dothideales, Saccotheciaceae. Gene Ontology annotation, cellular component: mitochondrion.